AGGUUUUUACAGGGUUGUAAAUGUUGCGAUCUUGAUUUUUGUGAACAGGAACGGGCAGUUCCUCUCACCAUAGAAUCUAUCACAUGGACAUGGAUGGUUGGGUUGCAGCGUCAACCUUGGUGCUCGCUUGGGGGCUGCUGCACCUGCGCCUCACUACGUCAGACUUGGGAGACCUGAGAAGAUGGAUCGAGUCCCUUAUGGCCGCACCACGCCAACAGGUGGAUGUGUUGAAGGAUGUCCGGGUGGAGGAAGAGAUGAUAAAGAUCCGCCAGAGCAACUACAAGUUCAUCACGCGUUGCUUUUCUCAUAUCACCUUCCUGGUAGGUAUUGGCCUGGUCUGUCAAGCCAUUGUAGCACCCGGGCUCGACACCAUAUCCUUUGCCGCCUGUUGCAUCCUGGCCUAUGUGCAGCAAAUCAUGCUCGGGCAGGGCAUCGUGCGUUUGACCCCUCAGCGGCUGAAAUUCGUGACCAUUGUCAUCCAUACUCUCCACUUUUUCCUCAUUCUAGGCUCUGCCGGCUCCGAAGGUGGCUUUCAGUUUGCCGUUUGGCAAGGCUUUCAAUGGGUCCUACGCUUCUCAUUGGUGGUUGCAUUUCUUGAUCCUUGCGUCUCGAUUCCUUUCCAAUUUCUCUACACACUAGGAGAAAUAUCAGUCUACUUUGUGGUUUUCGAGCCAUCACGUGUGCAUUUGGGAUCCUUGUUCAUCAGUCAAUUCUUCAUGAUAGCCAUCAACAUUGCCUCCUCGGUGUACUUUGAUUUGUUGCUGCGGCGGAGAAUCUAUGCCCUCCUGGACACGGCUGACGCAGAGUCUUUGGUGUCCAGCUUCCGGCAGAUGCUGAGGGGUGUUUGUGAUGGCGAAGUCCUCUUGGAUAGCCACAUGAAUGUUGCCCAGGAAAGCGAUUGUUUGAAGCAUCUGAUUCUCACCAGUGUAAGCCUGAAGGGACGAUCCUUUGAACGUCUACUCGUUCCUGAUGAAGUGCCUCGCUUCAGCGAAUUCAUCAAGUCGUCCACUGAGUCAUGUUGUGCACCAGAAUCCAAGCAUUCUUCAACUCCUGGAUGUCUACGAGUUUCUUUUCGUGGAUCAGCAGGUAUUAGGGUUGCAGCAGACAUCUACCACGUACCCAUUUCAGGCCUCUUUGGAGAGAGUGAGCCAUAUCACUUGAUUGCCUUCAAAGAGGAUCUCGAGUGUCGGCCUCAACCAGAUGCUGCAGAAGAUUCAGUUCCUGGACAGCUGCGGCUGAUGCCUCAGAGCCACACUGGGGACCUGCUCUCCAAUCACUCAGACUUCACUUCUGUCAUCUCAGGUAGCACCGGAAGAGGCUCAUGUACUCAUGAUCAUGGCUUUCCAGAACUGCAAGAAAUGACUUUGCUGGUCGACGCAGACACUCAGCUUCAGGAUGUGCAAGAGGCACACUUGAAGUUCAUGCGUUGUGAGGAACCAAAUGAUCUCGCUUCAGCGGAUUCCAGCAUGCCUUGCUUGCGCAAGCUCACGAAACCGACCGACUGGGAAAAGAUCCGUUCGCGGGUUGGGAGGUUUGCAGAGAGGGCUUUGCAGGAUCCUACUGUUCAGUCAAGAGUCAUCAAACGGAUGAGUUUGCAGCUUCCCGGCCAUUUUGGUCGGGUCAUCGCAGAAGAGGCAACUCUCAAACGAUAUCCCCGAGAUCGCAAGGUCUGGCUGCACAUGAAAGGCUUUCGCCCAGAGAAAUCUCGGCGUGCAGAACCGUUCAUGGAUGGCAUUUGGGAGGGUGGCAUGAGUCGCAGACAAGGUGCAAAGAACCCCCCAUGAGCCAGCAGACAUGCAUACUUGAUUUAAUCAUUCUUGUGCUUUUUUCGUAUCCCUUGUGGUUUUAUCCUCAAGGGCAAGCGAGCCUCAUAUUGCUUAACCUCACGCAUCUCUGCAAGGAAGGGAAGCUUUUCCACUCUGUUGCAGCAGACUGGAUGUGGAAACACGAGG
Durusdinium trenchii is the source of this 1952-nucleotide messenger RNA. Lineage: Eukaryota; Dinophyceae; Suessiales; Symbiodiniaceae. The record is from the annotation of a GenBank genome assembly.